This is a messenger RNA of Eleginops maclovinus (Patagonian blennie), 1089 nucleotides long. Its product is annotated as polyadenylate-binding protein-interacting protein 2-like. The coding region runs from base 136 to 450 and encodes 104 amino acids. Gene Ontology annotation, cellular component: cytoplasm. The transcript is spliced from 4 exons. Gene Ontology annotation, molecular function: mRNA regulatory element binding translation repressor activity. Gene Ontology annotation, biological process: negative regulation of translational initiation. NCBI's taxonomy places the organism in Eukaryota, Metazoa, Chordata, Actinopteri, Perciformes, Eleginopidae. The record is from RefSeq and is a predicted model, not a curated record.
AUCAUCAGCGGCGAGCACCCGAGUGACGUCAGAGAUGUAAACAAACAGGGGCAGCAGCAGCAGCAGCAGCCAUUUACAGAAACCACAGAAGAAGAGUGGACUGUGUGACCGUUGAGUAUCCGGAGCUCUCAGGAGAUGAAGGACCCCCGGCUCAGCAGUCAGCUGACCCUCGAGGAUGAACCCUUCGCUGAGUUCCUGUGGAUGGAGCACGAGGAGGAGUUCAACCAGCAGGUGGAGGAGGAGCUGUGGGAGGAGGAGUUCAUCGAGCGCUGUUUCCAGGAGCUGUGGGAGGAGGAGGAGCAGAGGGAGAGCUUCAUCCCCUCCAGAGACCUCCCCCUCCUCCAGGUGAUCGACGCAGACGUCCACGCAGACGCAGACUUCCUGAUAUACAGCAGUCUGAACCCCAACGCCAAGGAGUUCACCCCGGGGAUCCAGAAACACGUCAUGUGACCCAGGAAGACAUCAUGUGACCCACCAGCCCCCCCGAGUGCCAAAGUUACUGCAGAACAACUGUCUUUCUGUCUGUCUGGACACCUGUCUGUCUGUCUGUCUGUCUGAACACCUGUCUCUCUGUCUGUCUCUCCUGUCUGUCUGUCCUGUCUGUUUGUCUGUCUGUCUCUCCUGUCUGUCCGUCCGUCUCUCCUGUCUGUCUGUCUGUCUCUCCUGUCUGUCCCUCCUGUCUGUCUGUCCCUCCUGUCUGUCUGUCUGUCUGUCUGUCUGUCUGUCUGUCUGUCUGUCUGUCUGUCGUCGUCUGUCUGUCUGCCUGUCUGCGGUAACCCUCUGAAUGUAUCCUCUGAGGAGUUGAAGUUUUAAGAACUGUUUCCGUUACGAUCAGCUUUUCUUUGCACUUCUAUUUCAUAAAAGCUAAAGAGAACGCGUCCAGAUUUCAGACGUUGUUUGUUGUUGGGAGUUUGUUUUUGUCCCAGAAUCCUUUGUGUCGGACCCUCUGCUGCCUCAUGAACUGACCUGUUUGUUUGUUGUUUUUUCUAAAUGCACAUUAAGUACUGUAUAAAAGAAUCAUAAGAAAAAAAGUUGUAAAAAAAGAUCUAUUUUUUCUUAAUGAGAAUAAAUGUUUACGGAGAAAAAGUC